GCAGCGCGACGACAGGAAGUAAGCUUCUGGGCUGCUGUGCCGCGCUAGGUCCCGGGCUUCUGAGAGGGACAGCACCGCGAUCUCCUCGCCCUUAUUCUGGAGGCGAUGGAUAAUGCCUGCGAGUCGCCCACGGAGAAGGGUGGGGAGACAGGGGAGUCCGAUGAGACAGCCGCUGCUCCCGGGGGUCCCGGGGCUACUGACACGGACGGAAUCCCGGAGGAAACUGACGGGGACGGAGAUGGGGAUUUGAAAGAAGCUGCGGCUGAGGAAGGAGAGCUCAAGAGUCAAGACAUCUCAGAUUUAACAUCAGUUGAAAGGGAAGACUCAUCAUUACUUACUCCUGCAGCCAAAAAGCUGAAAAUAGAUACCAAAGAAAAGAAAGAGAAGAAGCAGAAAGUGGAUGAAGAUGAGAUUCAAAAGAUGCAAAUCCUCGUUUCUUCUUUUUCUGAGGAGCAGCUGAACCGUUACGAAAUGUAUCGCCGGUCAGCUUUCCCUAAGGCAGCCAUUAAAAGGCUGAUCCAGUCCAUCACCGGCACCUCUGUGUCUCAGAAUGUGGUUAUUGCCAUGUCUGGUAUUUCCAAGGUUUUCGUCGGGGAAGUAGUAGAAGAAGCACUGGAUGUGUGUGAGAAGUGGGGAGAAAUGCCACCACUACAACCCAAACAUAUGAGGGAAGCUGUUCGGAGGUUAAAGUCGAAGGGGCAGAUACCCAGCUCAAAGCACAAAAAAAUCAUCUUCUUCUAGACCAAAGCCUCGGCAGGCCUGGUGCUGAAGGAAGAGCUGGUUUCAGACUUCGGAUUGCAUGACUUUCUGUACUGGUGCUCUAGUCUCUCCGUCCUCCCAGAAUUCCAUGAUGGUUUUAACAUCUUUCUGAAAACUCUGAUAUUCAUCACACCUAUCAGGCAUGCAGCCUGUUUCAUAUUUGCCUUGACCAAAUAUCGGGACUUCUUAGGGCAUUCGGAGGCAUGUAACUGUCCCUUGGCUAGUCGGAAGAAGGCCCACGGGCCUUAAGCAUCUUCUGGACAGGGAGCUGCUUUUAGAGAGAAACCCUUUCCAAGAGAACUUUGACGGUUUCACACUGAAUUUGCUAGGACUUAGGGUGUUUCUUACAUCUGGUUUUAAGUAGGUGAAACAACCAGAAACUUCUGAUUGUGAUACUCUAACAUGAAGGAUGUGGUGAUAGCAAGACUAGUGGGAUACUUUGUCCCUGUAAACAUUUAAGAUUGUCCUAUGGAUUUUGGUGAAUGAUCAUUAAAUUGUUUUCUAACUUG
Molecule: messenger RNA, 1268 nt
Organism: Rhinolophus ferrumequinum (greater horseshoe bat)
Lineage: Eukaryota; Metazoa; Chordata; Mammalia; Chiroptera; Rhinolophidae
Gene: TAF11
Product: TATA-box binding protein associated factor 11
Exons: 5
Coding region: 106-741 (211 amino acids)
Biological process (GO): transcription initiation at RNA polymerase II promoter; RNA polymerase II preinitiation complex assembly
Cellular component (GO): transcription factor TFIID complex; nucleus
Molecular function (GO): transcription coactivator activity; protein heterodimerization activity
Source: RefSeq, a predicted model, not a curated record